UUACAAAAAACACCCCUUAAAUCCAUAAACUUUGGCCCACCGAUGCAAGGAUAAUCCUGUAAUUUCAAGCUUUUCGGCCAAAUACUUGGUCAGUUGAGCCUCGAAUUCUCAAUCGGUUUUCAAUCCUUCGCUCUCACUCUGUUUCUAAACUUCCGAAGAAUAAGAGAAGAAAAGGCUAGCCUGUAAUCUCUACAAAAACAGAUGGGCAAAAAGGUAAAAUGGAGCUGGACCUACGCAUUAAUUGGCGCAGCCUCCGCCACAGCAGCGACUGCUCUCCUCCGUGCGAAACCCAAAGACCCAACUUUCCACCUUAUCUCCAUCAACCUCACUUCCUUCAAGCUCAACCUCACCCACAUCGAAGCCGAGCUAAUCCUUACCGUCCACGUCACCAACCCUAAUAUCGCGCCCAUCCAUUACUCUUCCACCACCAUGUCCAUCUUCUACGAAGGGUCUUUACUCGGGGAGGCAGAGGUCAAAGCCGGAUCGCAGCCGGCCCGGUCUUGCCAGGUGCUGAAGCUGCCGACACGGUUGGAUGGGGUGGAGUUGGCUCACCACGCUGGGAAGUUUUUUGCUGACGUGGCGAAAAGAGAGAUGGUGCUUGAAGCUAAGGUGGAUAUUGGCGGUACGGCUAAGGUGUUGUGGUGGGACCAUAGGUUUAAAGUCCACGUGGAUAGUCAUGUUACCGUUGAUCCUGUUUUUCUUGAUGUGAUUGAUCAGGAAAACAAAUCCCAAUUGGAGAUUUUCCCUGCUUGAUAAUUAUAUAUUAUAUAAUGUGUACUACUAUAAUUUUACGUUUAAUUUAUGGUAAUCGUUUUGACUAUCAAGUUAGAGCAUAGAUGUUUUAAUUACUUCUUUCAAUUCAAUAGUAAAGCACAAACUUUUUUUCUUUUUAUAAACGAAAUUCAAGGUUAGAAAGAAUUGAAAA
Durio zibethinus is the source of this 925-nucleotide messenger RNA. RefSeq lists its product as uncharacterized. The record is from RefSeq and is a predicted model, not a curated record. Lineage: Eukaryota; Viridiplantae; Streptophyta; Magnoliopsida; Malvales; Malvaceae. Gene Ontology annotation, biological process: response to desiccation; defense response to other organism.